Molecule: messenger RNA, 1629 nt
Organism: Spirodela intermedia
Lineage: Eukaryota; Viridiplantae; Streptophyta; Magnoliopsida; Alismatales; Araceae
Source: the annotation of a GenBank genome assembly
AUGGGAAACCUGUUAUGCUGUGUAAAAGUUGACCAGUCCACUGUGGCUAUUAAGGAAAGAUUCGGAAAGUUCGAUGAUGUUCUCCAGCCAGGUUGCCACUGCCUACCCUGGUUUCUCGGCAGCCAGAUCGCUGGUCGCCUCACUCUCCGGUUGCAGCAGCUGGAUGUGAAAUGCGAGACAAAAACUAAGGUUGGUCUCCUCUUCCUACGUUCAUACGGGAUAUACUACACGAAUACCCCUCCAGAAUUCUCUCCAGCGAACCUCCACCCAUUCCUUGCAUCCAGUUAAGAUCACCAAUAUGAUCCCUGGGAAGAUCAGCUCCUCCACAUUUUUCAGCCCAAGAUGAGAAAUAUCAACCCCUCUUUCUACGUUGACAAGGGAUAGAUUAGACGGUUAGUUAUCAGUAUUCUCCUGGAAUCAUGCAUCCACAUCUAAUCGGCAGUCGUGAAGGUCCAUGUGAUCUCUGGGAAGAUCAAAACCCUCGGACUUUGUUCGUCCAUGAUGGGCAGUCGUUGAUGGCGGAGUUGUUGCAGGACAAUGUGUUCGUCAAUGUGGUCGCGUCCAUACAAUACCGCGCUCUGAGUGAGAAGGCAGGAGACGCGUUCUACAAAUUGAGCAACACGAGAAACCAAAUCCAAGCUUAUGUUUUUGACGGUGAGUGCUCUUUGAGUAGAUCCUUCAACAGUUGAUUACCAGGUAGACAUGACUACAUUUCCGUGUGGGUGAUGGGCGAGAAAAAAACUUGUCCGUUUUCUUCUCCUGCCAGUUAUCAGGGCAAGCGUUCCGAAGCUUAAUCUGGACGACGCAUUCGAGCAGAAGAACGACAUUGCCAGGGCCGUGGAGGAUGAACUGGAGAAGGCCAUGUCGAACUACGGGUUUGAGAUUGUGCAGACGCUCAUCGUCGAUAUAGAGCCAGAUGAGCACGUGAAGCGAGCCAUGAACGAAAUCAAUGCUGGUAGUGUGCUCCUCCCCAUCCGGUGUUGAAUUUAUCUCAUUUUGCCCUUUAAUUUUAAUAAAAUCUUAUCGGGAUAUCUUUAACAUUAUUGCUCAGAAGUUCUUUUUUAAAUAUCAUUAACUUUUAUUUUCCUUAUUUUCUAUUUCCACAUCUAAUUCUCAACGUAUUUGCUCGGUCUUUUUUGUCUUUUGAGAUCAUUUAGCUUUGGGGCAUCAUUCUUUCGUAGGAUUUUUUUCUGUAGGAAAAUAUCAUCAAUUUUUUGAAAAUAUUAUGCGAUUAUUACAACCCCCCCCCCCCCCCUUCUUCCUCGCUCAGCUCUUAGGCUCAGGAUGGCUGCAAGCGAGAAGGCAGAGGCGGAGAAGAUCCUGCAGAUUAAACGGGCGGAGGGGGAGGCCGAGUCCAAGUACCUGGCCGGACUUGGAAUCGCUCGCCAGCGCCAGGCGAUCGUCGACGGGCUCAGAGACAGCGUCCUCGGAUUCUCUGUCAACGUGCCGGGGACGACGGCCAAGGACGUGAUGGACAUGGUCUUGGUCACCCAGUACUUCGACACCAUGAAGGAGAUCGGCGCCUCUUCCAAGUCCUCCGCCGUAUUCAUCCCCCACGGUCCCGGGGCCGUCCAGGACGUCGCCACCCAGAUCCGCAACGGUCUCCUCCAAGCCUCCGUGAAUCACUAG